GACUCAUUUUGAACAAUAACUUGAUCUUUGUUUUAUUUUAUUUGAAGCGCAAAACUAGAAGAGAAAAGGAAAAAAGAAGAAGAGAAAAAGCAACAAGAAGAAGAGAUGGAAAGAAAGAAAUUAAAGGCAAGAAAUUCCUUUAAAAGCUUCUUUACAAAGACAACUUUAGCUACCCCAAAGACUUUACCAAAAUCUGUAUUAAAAUUUGAGCCUUUUGAAAUAAAGCCGAGCAUGAGCCUGGCCCCACUUUGUCGUUCUGAGUUCUGCAAAGAGUCCAAACAGGAAUUGGAUAAUGAUUUCAAAUUGCAGAUUAAAUCAAAUUUGUACUUGCAAAAUCUACAAAUAAGAAAGCCUUUGCCACCAUUCACAAGAACAAGAAGACGAAAAUUAGCUAAAAAGUCAUACAAAGAACAUGAUGCUAAUUCACCAAGUGGCAAACCUACAAUACCAGUAAUUGAAGUUAUUGAUGAAGAUGACGADGAAGAUGAUGACAACAGUGAAUCUAGCUCAGUUGUUGAAAUUCAGGAUGAUGAGAAGAAAGCAGUUCAUAUGAAAGCUGUAUUUCUCAAAUUUUAUGAAAAUAACAGGCCACCUUAUUAUGGUACCCAAAGAAAGAGAAGCAAGAUAAUAUCAGCAAAAAAUCCUUUUAAGAAGGAUGAGGCCAUGUUAAACUAUGAAGUUGAGAGUGAUGAUGAGUGGGAAGAGGAGGAGCCUGGUGAGAGUUUAUCUGACAGUGAGCCAGAGGAUAACAACGAAGAGGAAACUGAAGAAUGUGAUGAAGAAGAUGAAGAUGGGUGGAUGGUACCUCAUGGUUACCUAUCAGAUGAUGAAGGCAUCCAUGAAGACGAUGAAGAACAUGAUGGCAACACCUUGGCCAAGAAGGAGCAACAGCUGGCUAAAGCAAAAGCAUGGGAAGCAGAACUCAUGAAAAGAUGUAAAGCAAUGAGGCCUGUUUGUAUUGGCUGUGUUUGGCCUGAUUACAAUGAAAUUGAUGAUGUCCUGAAAAGAUUUCAAGCAUGUCUAUUGGUAGAUGGUCCAUCAAUUUCUAUAACAUCGUCCACAUCUGUAGUAUUAGAUGAUGUGCAGAAAGGAGAAUCACUGUCAUUCACCACUCCUGAUGCUGGCAGCAGUACAGCCAUGUAUGUCCCUGAGGAAGCUAUGCUUGACUUGAUUCAUCUUAUCCAUGGAAGUAGUGAUGGUUUGGACAAAUUAGUAAACAAUUUCCAGCAACAUUGGUCCAAUAAAUGUAGUUCUACGGGAGCUUAUCCAACUCUUAAUGGGAAAGGACAUAUUUCAAAGAGACAACUUAGCAAGAAGAUCCGUGCUAUAGCCAAAAAAGAAAGUCGUUUAUUUGACAAACCGCGUUGGUAUGUCCUUCAAGGUGUUUUAGCAAGCUAUUCCCUCAAUAAUCUGAAAGCCGAGCCUGGUGUUCAAGAACCCAAUAAUAGGAGUAUUAGUCCUCCUGGUGCUAUCAAACACUUCACAAAGCCUGUACCUGAAAUUCUCAAACCAAUUGCAUUGCCAGUAAGCAAACUGCACAGGGAGACUUUUGCUGCCCAAAGUGAUGAAUCCCAGGCCAUCAAGUCCURCACUACAAAACAUAGGAUCAUUCUUCAAACAGUGAUUCCUGAUAGUACUAUUAAGAAAACAACUUCUAUGGAACAUCAUGAAACUAUGAUUGCUAAUCCACAUACAGUAGAAAAACCAAUAUCUCAAGACAAAUUACCAGCAUUACAUGUUACUAUGGAAACCCAGGCAAAACAAAACAAAGCAAACAGACAGCACGAAAUACCACUGACUUUAACAACAGAUACAAGUGAUAUCAAACAUUCAGCAGCACAGAUGAAAAAAGCUCUUAUUCCAGGAAUUUGUGUCCAAACAGUCCAGGUUAAGCCAGAAAACCCUUCACACCAAUUGCACAACAGUGUCAUAGCCAAUAGGGAUGGAGCAGCAACCAUUCAGCCUUCCAAGUCACAAUCGAGUUACAAUGGUAAUAAUCUAAAGGUGUGCAGCCAAAAUGCCGAAUUACAAAUUGUUAGUUUCAAGAGACAGAUUCCAUCCCCAGAAUGCAGUAUUAGAGCUUCCAAAGUGUUAAAAAGGGAAGACUCCUCAAUGAACAAUAAUAAUUUCCAUAACUUCAGUGUCAACAGUCAUCAAGUACUUCAGGGAGAUGAAGUUGGGAAAUUAGAAGUACAGCAAUGUUGACCUAGCAAUGGACACCACUAGUUUUACUAAUAAAAUAAAAGAUAUCUUGAGGAAACGGACUACUAAAAAUGUUUAUAAUUAUUAGAAUAUUUUGUAGUUUUGUUAAGAGAAUUUUAACCUGUAAUCCAUGAUGUAUAUAGAAAACAUUUAAAUAUAUAUGCUACUUCCAUUCAAACGAGGUAGUAUUUAUGAUAUAUGGUUCAAUUGUAAUUUGGAUAAUUACUUUUUGUAUUAAAUAAGAAUCUAUCAGUAUAUAUGUGAUAUUUCCAAUC
Exaiptasia diaphana is the source of this 2477-nucleotide messenger RNA. RefSeq names its product chromatin assembly factor 1 subunit A-B. Lineage: Eukaryota; Metazoa; Cnidaria; Anthozoa; Actiniaria; Aiptasiidae. Bases 106 to 2205 code for a protein of 699 amino acids. Gene Ontology annotation, biological process: nucleosome assembly. The transcript has 8 exons. The record is from RefSeq and is a predicted model, not a curated record. Gene Ontology annotation, cellular component: CAF-1 complex; nucleus.